GAUGCGAGGGGCGUCUGGACGCCUCGGCUGGGUUGAUAAGCGUACACAGUCGCUGCGCAGCCAUCGGUCCGAGCGGUGGAGGGGAUUCAACACAUUACGUUCCGAUAAAGCAUUAGUCAUGGACGACCUCAUUUUAUCCAUUAAUAAACUCCAGGACAAGUUUAUAGCCCUCGGUAAAGAACAAGUAAAUUUACCUCAAAUCGUCGUGGUAGGAGCCCAGAGCGCCGGCAAGAGCUCCGUGCUGGAGUCACUAGUGCGUCGCAACUUCCUUCCCCGCGGAACCGACGUUGUCACCCGCUGCCCACUGAUCCUACAACUCGUCAACUGUCCCAAAAAUCCGGAGGGAGAUAAGAUACGCAAGAGUAAGGGUAUUUCUCAUGACGAAUGGGGCGAAUUUCUCAAGAACGACAACAAUGCUUACGAAAUGUACGAAAUUGGUCAGAUUGAGAGUCAAAUUAUGAGCAGGACAGCGAGCCUUGCAGGUGAUUCGAAAAACAUAUCUCGAGCCCGAAUAACGCUCAGGAUAUUCUCUCCCAGCGUCCUGACACUGACACUUGUGGAUUUACCAGGAGUCACGAAAGUUCCAGUUGGAGACCAGCCUAUUGACAUAGAAGACCAGAUUCUGGACCUUAUUAAAAGUUUCAUUGAGAAUCCCGAAAGUAUCAUUCUAGCUGUCACUCCAGGCAAUACAGACAUGGCGACCAGCGAUUCUCUUAAAUUGGCAAAGCAAGUUGAUCCAAAAGGUGAACGCACCUUAGCCGUUGUGACAAAAGUGGAUAAAAUGGAAGGAUCUAGUGCAGAGGAUGUGUUAACUGGAAAAUGUAUUCCUGUGAAACUCGGCAUAAUUGGUGUUAUCAACAGAUCUCAAGAGGAUUUAAAAAAAGGAAAGAGUAUUGAAGAUGCUAUUAAAAAUGAAGAGGAUUACUUGCAGAGGGAAUACCCAGAGUUGGCUGAUAAGCACGGGAGCGCGUACCUCGCAAAAAAGUUACAAACACUACUUGUAAAGCAUAUUCAAGCUCACAUCCCUGAAAUGAGACAUUCGUUUCUCCUAAAUAUUGACGAGUGCAAGCGUAUUUUGGAUAAGUGUGGGGGUAAAAUAGAUGGACGCAGUUGCCUCGAAUAUUCUAUUUCUACGUUCUGCGAAUCUUUCGGCAAUACGAUAAAAGGAGAAUCCGCUGAUGUGGAGUCGGCGAUUCUGACUGGUGGAGCCAAACUACAUUGCUUGUUUGAAAAUCUGGAAACUUCUCUUCUACAAGUCAAACCUUGUGAGGUAUUUAGUUUAGAACAAGUUAUUUUAGCAAUUCGCCUCACCAGUGGAGUCGAGCUACCACUGGUACUCGCCGAACACGCAUUUGAUCAGCUGAUGAAACCGCUCGUAAAACGUACAAAAGAGCCAUCACUGGAAUGCAUCAGUGAAGUCUGCAGAGAACUGAAAAAUGUUUGCAGAAAUUCUUUUCCUGAGGAAACUGCCACAAGAUUUCCCGCUGCAGGUGAAGAAGUCUGUAAGAUAGUGGAUGGAAUGAUCGACGACUUGACUAAAACAGCAAAGGACUAUGUCUUGCAAGCCAUUUUCAUUGAAGAAAGGCAUAUAACUCGCGGCCAACUCAGUAAAAUAAUAAGUGGUUCACGGGUGCUAGAUGUUCUGACCAUCAAGGAGUUACAGUCGUUUCCGAAAAUUCAGUUUCGAAGUGACCCCAACUUUACUUCAUCGGGGAAAUCCAAUAUUGGAAAAUUAAAUCCGACGAUCAAAGACAUGAGACAUGCUGUCCUUCUUGGUGACAUGCUUAAUGUUUAUUAUGAACAACUUGCGAAUCGAAUUUGGGAUACAGUGGUGAAGGCCACAAUGGCCCUCUUGGUAAAGGAACUAGACAAGGGCCUGCAGCUAAAACUUGCCUCUCAGCUGAACGACAAGGUGGAUCAACUGUUUAUAGAAGGAGAUAGUAUAUCUCAGCUGAGAAGCAAGGCAGAGAGAGAAUUACAGGUACUGGAAGAGUCUCUUGGUGAACUUGAUGGAUUGGACUUCAUAAUGACCAAGCAGUGAGGAUCGUAACUACUGCAUCCGUCGUAAAUCAAAACAGUGUAACCAGCAGCGCGGAAGAAAGAAGAGGUUUUGUGAUUUUUUUUUCCAAUUAAUGUAA
Molecule: messenger RNA, 2138 nt
Organism: Frankliniella occidentalis (western flower thrips)
Lineage: Eukaryota; Metazoa; Arthropoda; Insecta; Thysanoptera; Thripidae
Product: dynamin-1-like protein
Exons: 12
Coding region: 2-2041 (679 amino acids)
Cellular component (GO): microtubule; membrane; cytoplasm
Molecular function (GO): microtubule binding; GTP binding; GTPase activity
Source: RefSeq, a predicted model, not a curated record